AUGACGACCGCGCUCACCCCGACGGCGACGCAUCCCAGCGCCGCUCUCGGCGGCGGACCGAGGUGGGUCAGGGGGCCGAGGGCGGCGGCCGACGGCUGUUCGACCCCGUCGCGCACACGCGGUGUCCACGCGACGCCGAUCCCGACGGUGCCCCGGCGAGCCGCGCUCACCGCGCUCACCGCCGCCGCCGCCUCCUCCCGAGACCUCUCCCCGGCGACGGCAUCCGUCGCGUCGACGUCGGAGGUUGUCCGUGAAGCCGCGGCGCUCGCGACGAACGGCGCGGGCGCGUCCACGGUCGCGUUCGACGACGCCACCGUCACCAUACGAGGCACCGGCCAGGUCGUGCCCGUCGCCGUUUGGUACCCAACCGACGGAACGGGCCCGACGCCCACCUACCCGCACGCGAUAUCCGUCGCCAAGAUCGCGAGGGUGCUGCUCAACACCCCGGAGUCCACCCCGAGGUUCCUGGAUCGCGACUUUCCCCUCGAACCCUCCGCGGGGGUGGUCCGAGCGUCCACCUCCGCCGCGCCCAAAAACGCCAGAGGCGCCGUCGUCCUGUGCCACGGCUACCUCGGCUCGAGGUUCGACCUCGUCGACCUCGCCGAGGCGCUCGCCGCGUCCGGGUUCGUCGUCGCCGCGCCGGAGUUUGCCGAAUCCCUCGCGUCGCCGGACACCGUCUCGGCGCAGACGAGGCCCGGGGCGAAACCCGCGGCGAACCCGUCGGCCACCAGGGAGGCGGUGUUGGACGCGGCGUUGAAGAUUUUUGGCGACGAAAAGUUUACGUGGGUCGAGAGGGACGGAAAACUCCGCAGCAAGGUGCCGGUGGCGCUCGUGGGCCAGUCGGCGGGUGCUUCGACGGCUACCGGCGCGCCGGGGUCGUUCGCGGCGAGGGUCGCCAUCGCGGGUUUCAGGCCCCCGCCGAGCGAGGAGCGCGAAAGAGUUUUAACCUUGCUCGGGGACCCGCUCCUCGUCGUCGCCUCCGCCGGGGACGGCGUCAUCUCUCUGUACCCCACGGACGGCGGGGUGUUCGGGCCGUACAGAGGGAUCGAGGCGGAGGUGGCGUCGCUGCCGGCGGAGUUUGCGCGGUUCGACGCCCGGGGACUGUUGGAUUCGGUUCGGUCGGGGGACAUUUCUCGGAGGGCGUUUGUGACGUACGAGACGGUCGGCGGUGAGUCACCGGGCGGUGAGUCACCGGGCGGUGAGUCACCGGGUCAACAGCCCCUACCGUGCCACAUCAGCUUCCUGUCGUCGAGGACCAACGAUGCCAUGGUCGACGUGCUUGGACCGCUCUUGCCCGUCGCCAGGGCGCUCGGGGUGCCGGUGCUGGACUUUGACAGGUACCAGGUGACGAGGGACAGCGACGAGGUGAACCAGACGCUGGUCCCCGCGGUUGUCGCGUGGCUGGCGGCGGUGAUGCGAUGA
Molecule: messenger RNA, 1422 nt
Organism: Micromonas commoda
Lineage: Eukaryota; Viridiplantae; Chlorophyta; Mamiellophyceae; Mamiellales; Mamiellaceae
Exons: 1
Coding region: 1-1422 (473 amino acids)
Source: RefSeq, a predicted model, not a curated record